UUAUAGUUGUUUUUGUUUCUAUAUUCUAAAUGUAUUUUAACUUAGCGCCUUGAAGAUUUGCGACUGAUAAAUUCCACGAAGAUUGGAGAAACCCUAGUUUCGGCGAAUUCGAUAUUUGAUGUAGGUAUUAUUUUAUGAUUAGGAGUAAGAUGGCGUACAUUUGGAUUUUCAAUCCCUUCUUGCUGCUUCUGUUGUAGAGGGGGUUCCAGACUCAUGACAUAGAAAGCAGGAGGAGAGAGAGGCAGGCACGAGAAAAGGUGGAGAGAAGGUGAGGGACUUGGGGCCUAGGCAGUGCUUUACUGCCUCUUGCAGUGUAUUGGGAGGCGUGCUCCCUAAACUAUCUGCUCUCUUCUAAGCUUUCCAUCUCUUGAGUUCUGCGCCAAUUGAUAAGCUUGUCAGCAAUUAUGAUAUUUGUUGGCGGGGUUCCAUUUGAGAGAAAUUCCAUCUGUCAGGGGAGUUGUGACCUUGUUGCUUUGAUGGAGCACCCAGCACUUGUCUCUGCUUCACUCUCUUUCAAAGCAAUCCCCGAGAAGAAAUUUUCUACUUCGGAUGCAUCUUCUGAUGAAUUCACAAAUGGCAAGCAUGUUUAUUUGUUCCAACGAGAAUACGCUACGGUUGACCCUGGGCUUGUGGAUUUAAUUGGCACGGAUGAAGCAACUACUUGUGUGGGCGUUGUAUUUAGGAACCGAGAAAAUGGAAUGAUAUCAGUCGCCCACCUGGAUUCUCCAAAAAUUGUAGACCUUGGCCUCUCUCAGAUGCUGUCAAGAUUAGUCGAUUGUAAACAUGAUAGCGAGAUUGAUGUGCAUCUAAUUGGAGGUUUUGAAGAUACCCCAUAUAAACAUACUGCGCAUACUGGAUCCGGAAGCAAUUUGGAGCAUGAUGGUCAUUCUUUUCCCUUGUGUGCUAAAAUAAUUGAAGCCUUGGGAAAGAGUGUGGUGAAGUUUCAUAUCCAAACUUUAUUUGUCCUCAGCCACAAUACCAAAACAGAUGCUGCAGGGAAUGCACUCCCAAUGUUCAGUGGUUUGCUGGUAGAAACUAAGACAGGAACUGUCAUCCCAGCUACAUUUGAUGGGACCACAAGAUGCCCAGAUGAACUUGUAAGGAGAAUCCGAAUUUCUGCAUCCUUUGAGGACUCUCGUUGGAGAAACAAGUUACUCGAGACAUAUGACAGUCGAACUGACCAGUUCAUCAUUGCCCCUUGUUCUUGGAGCAAACGCUUGGUAGAUAUGGCUUCUCUUCUACAGCAGUUUCCUGAUGCAGAAGUCCUUCGUAUUUGUUCUACUUCACCUUCUGCUGAGGCACCAGACUUCGUAGAGACUCAUAGAAGGCUGUGGAACUAUUUGAUUCAACAUCCAAAUUGGACAGAAACUUUUCGAAUGGGAGAGCCACGUGUUUUUACAAGAACUGGCUAUGGAGGAUGGAUAAUGGUUGAGCAAGGUAGUCUCUUUCAAUUACCUCAGCAACUCAAGUCGUUUUGUUCUCAACGGACAUCCAUGGAUGUUGGGGAAGAGGGGAGAGAAUGAUGGAGGAGUUUCGGAAAAGCAUGAAAAUGGAGUUAGGCUGACAGAAAGCCAAUUACGACAUUUGCGUAUAUGGUAAGAACCAUGAAUUGAUACGAAGAUGAUUUAAGAUUGUUUGACACAUUCGAUUGUAUAAUACAUUGAGUUGUAUGCAUGUUGUAAUGAGAUUGUACAAAUCAAACAUGUAAUCGUCAAAAUAACUCAUUUGAUUGUAUAUGUUGACAAAUGUUGUCGACGAAUUCUCAUAAAUGUGCAAAAAAGUUUAUAUUUCCCCUGUGAUA
Beta vulgaris subsp. vulgaris (sugar beet) is the source of this 1801-nucleotide messenger RNA. Its product is annotated as protein N-terminal asparagine amidohydrolase. Gene Ontology annotation, molecular function: protein-N-terminal asparagine amidohydrolase activity. The record is from RefSeq and is a predicted model, not a curated record. The transcript has 12 exons. NCBI's taxonomy places the organism in Eukaryota, Viridiplantae, Streptophyta, Magnoliopsida, Caryophyllales, Amaranthaceae. Gene Ontology annotation, cellular component: nucleus. Bases 405 to 1523 code for a protein of 372 amino acids. Gene Ontology annotation, biological process: ubiquitin-dependent protein catabolic process.